UCCAACAUUGAUUUGCUUUUAUUAAAUUUUGAAGCAUUUCGAUGGAUUCUUGCAAGAGACUUGCUGAUUUGGUUGAUCAAGCUCGAGCGCGUGAACUACCUCCCAGUCUUACGCUGGAAAAAUGUCUUCAACUUCUUAACGAAAUGCAUCAAAUGGGUGUUUAUUAUUCGAGUAAAUGUAUAGACGAGGAAAGGGCUUUUCUUUUCUUUCUUCGAUUUACUAGGUAUUUUUUGUGGAAAAUUUUAUAA
Meloidogyne enterolobii is the source of this 248-nucleotide messenger RNA. NCBI's taxonomy places the organism in Eukaryota, Metazoa, Nematoda, Chromadorea, Rhabditida, Meloidogynidae. The record is from the annotation of a GenBank genome assembly.